AUGGCACGACGUCGGCAGUCUCUCGUUGAUGUGGACAAUUCAGAUGACCCAUACAUGUCUGAGGAUAUUUACAAAGCCUUCGAGUCGGAUGAGCCUAGAGGCGACUCAGACACCGACGUCUCCAGCGUUGAGGAUGUUGAUCUUGACUGUGACCUCGACGGCGACCUUGGCACCGAUAUUGAUGUCGAGGACCAGAUCCAGCUCUCCGGUGGGAUUGUCCAUCCCCCAGAAUAUUACCAGCGCGGGUUGGAGGAGUUCAUCGAAGGCAAGUUUGACUCUGAAGAUUACAAAGAGGGAACAGAAGUGCCCCUCAACGCCCUAGAGGAGCAGUGGCAUGUGUAUGAGACCUGCGAUCCUUUCUUUGCUCAUCCUGUUGAUUGGUGGUCGCCUCUUGCAGGUUCUAUGCCAUCGUCAAGCGCACCCAAGAAAGUUCGGAGGCUCGUCGAAGGAGUUGGACCAGGGAUCAUUCUAUCCCGGAAAAUCUGGUCGGUCAGCCUGUGUGACGAAGUCUCCUUGUCCAAUAUCCUAACCGCUCCGUGGGAAAUGGAGCUACCUGUCGGUGGGAGUUUUGGAAGACGUUAUUGA
This is a messenger RNA of Metarhizium brunneum ARSEF 3297, 585 nucleotides long. RefSeq lists its product as uncharacterized. NCBI's taxonomy places the organism in Eukaryota, Fungi, Ascomycota, Sordariomycetes, Hypocreales, Clavicipitaceae. The record is from RefSeq and is a predicted model, not a curated record.